CUUAACCUCAAAUUCUGAAUAAAAUGCAAUUGAAAUCUUAAUCAGUUGAUCCUCGUAUGAAGUAGUAUCCUCUUGAUCCUCAUAUGAAGUAGUGUCCUCUUGAUCCUCGUAUGAAGUAGUAUCGACUGGAUCCUCACAUGAAGUAUAUCCUCUUGAUCCUCAUAUACAUACACAUCAUCGGCAAGAAACAGUAAAUGCAAUUAUAACCUUAAUCACGUGAUCCUCGUAUGAAGUAGUAUCCUCUUGAUCCUCAUAUGAAGUAGUGUCCUCUUGAUCCUCGUAUGAAGUAGUAUCGACUGGAUCCUCAAAUGAAGUAUAUCCUCUUGAUCCUCAUAUACACAUCACCGGUAAGAAACAGUAAAUGCAAUUAUAACCUUAAUCAAUUGAUCCUCAUACGAAGUAGUAUCCUCUUGAUCCUCAUAUGAAGUAGUGUCCUCUUUAUCCUCGUAUGAAGUAGUAUCGACUGGAUCCUCGCAUGAAGUAUAUCCUCUUGAUUCUCAAAUACACAUCACCGGUAAGAAAAGUAAAUCUAAAUAAAUAAGUAUUGAAGAAGUAGUACGAAUAUCCGAAAUCACAGCAAAGCAUUUAAGAUCGAUGAUUCGCAAGAGCCUCGGGGGUUAAGGAAGCCGUUGGUCGGCGGUCGAGAUCGGGUGGUAAUUCGAGUCGGGGUGGUGGAACCGGCGUUCGAGGGGUGAACCCGGAAUCUCCGCCCCUGCGAAGAUCCGCCCUCGGCUUCGAGGGUGCUUGACGGGCAAAACUGCUCGGAGGUAGGGAACACUAGCCGUCAAGUGCUCGUCGAGGACACUCAAAAACUACAAGGAGAGCUCUUCACUCCCCAGAACGAGUCAUCUACUUAUUCGGUCAUUAACCGAUCGGCAAUUUUAAAAAGUGUGUGCACUGUGAUUCGCGAUGGACGGAAGUGACCGGAAGUGACUAUAGUGAGGACAGAUAGUGGAGCAAGUGAUAAGGUACGAGAGUGAAGAGGUAUUUUGAGAGAUUUGAGAAAAGACUGGGUUAAUAAUGUACUGACGCCUUCACGACAAACGUAGCAAAAUGGCGGACAAGAAUAAGAUACUGCCCUGGCCGCUGCUAUCGUAUCCUACCAGUCUUUUGAAUCAAGUCUGGUACAACCAGCUUGCUUUCAAUAAUAGAAUAUUGGAGAGCAUCAAGAUGCCAAGGACAGGCUUCCACAUCCAUGACAUACUGCAGUUGGACUCUAAGCCAUCGCAGGAAGAGACUGAAGUUCAAGGUAGCACAACAGUUCUGCCAAGCACGAACGAUGUACCGUCGGCGUACCAGCAGUUCUUCGAGCACACGACGGCCAUGUUGCAACCGGCGAUAUAUGCGAAUUUAAACAGGGGCACGUUACCGCCACCACCACCUGGAUUACUAGGGUGGCCCACUGCUCCGACGUUACCCACCACCUUGCCUCAACCCUUGGAAGAGGUGAAUGUGCUCCAGCAGCCCGACUCGACCAGUCCAACCAUCUCCGACCUAUCAUUCCCGCCAAAACAAGAGAACAACCACGACUGCAAGGAGGAGGAGUCCGCGGACUUCGAGGACGAACAACAAGCGAACGAGACCCAGCCCCACGAAACCGAGCACAAGAAGAGGAAGAGACGAGUGUUGUUCUCGAAGGCUCAGACUUUCGAGCUGGAACGACGUUUCCGUCAACAGAGAUACCUGAGCGCGCAGGAGAGGGAACACCUGGCGUCGAUCAUUCGGCUGACGCCCACGCAGGUGAAGAUCUGGUUCCAGAACCACAGGUACAAGACGAAGAGGGCCGCCACCGAGAGGGUAGAGGCUGGAGGAAGCGGAUGUUCGCCGAGGAGAGUCGCGGUGCCGUUGCUGAUCAAGGAUGGGAAACCUUGUCAGUCGAAGCUGAUGGAACCUACUUCUUAUCCUGCGGCGGGACAAGUACCCAUGCCGCCGUACAUGCAGAAACCGUACUGGUGGUAAAGGGUGGACUGGGAUGUCGGGACAUUUUGGUUGAGACUUUGAUUAUGGGGUGGUUAUGGAAUCGGGUGGAAGGCGAUCAUAGGUGGAAGGUGAUCAUAGGUGGAAGGUGAUCGCAAUGGAGUUUGUGAAGGACUGAUGUGACGUUUGAGAUACUGGGAAUGGGUUAUUGUUGAGGAUUAUGGUGAUUGGAUGUUCAUGGAAUCUGCUGCUUCGGUUGUGAUCACGAUGGGGUUUGUGACGUCAAGAUACUAGGGAUGCGUUACUGUCGACAUUAUGGUGAUCAGAUAUUCAUGGAAUCUGCAAGGCUGCUUCGGUUGUGAUCACGAUGGGUUUUGUGACGAAGCGAUAUGACGUUAGAGAUACUAGGAAUGGGUUACUGUCGACAUUAUGGUGAUUGGACGUUCAUGGGAUCAGCUGGAAG
Messenger RNA from Megachile rotundata (alfalfa leafcutting bee), 2380 nucleotides. RefSeq lists its product as uncharacterized. Gene Ontology annotation, molecular function: RNA polymerase II cis-regulatory region sequence-specific DNA binding; DNA-binding transcription factor activity, RNA polymerase II-specific. Lineage: Eukaryota; Metazoa; Arthropoda; Insecta; Hymenoptera; Megachilidae. Gene Ontology annotation, biological process: cell differentiation; regulation of transcription by RNA polymerase II. The record is from RefSeq and is a predicted model, not a curated record. Gene Ontology annotation, cellular component: nucleus.